Molecule: messenger RNA, 477 nt
Organism: Penicillium macrosclerotiorum
Lineage: Eukaryota; Fungi; Ascomycota; Eurotiomycetes; Eurotiales; Aspergillaceae
Exons: 1
Coding region: 1-477 (158 amino acids)
Source: RefSeq, a predicted model, not a curated record
AUGUCUGCAGCCUUGUCAUCGCGUAUGCCCUUUAAGGCACCGACUACAGCUGAAGCGAUUUCUGAGUGGCCGCUAUCCCAAAUCGCCUUCUACAUUCGCCAGAUGACCAACAGUACCACACAGGAGGCGCUGGAUCAGAUGCUCAGCGCCAUCGCAAACAUCCGCGACAAGACCGCGCCGAACAUCCGCAUCGACUCAUACCCACCGAUGUCGAUUCUCCAAACAGACCACCGCAACGACAACAUCACAGACACCGAUUUUGGCUUCGGCAGGCCCGUAAUCUACCGACAUCUAAUCGAUCGCCUGACGCAGGGUGUGAUUGUCAUCUAUCCACCACGAAGUAACCCGUCUCCAGAUUCGGAUGAAGGGCCGGAAUUUUCUAUUUCGUAUGAGACAAGCCUAAAACAGGAGUUAAUUGAAGAUCCGGAGUGGAGAAAGUUUUUUGAAUACCCAGGCGUGAAUGCUAUAGACGCAUAA